This is a messenger RNA of Oldenlandia corymbosa var. corymbosa, 1503 nucleotides long. Lineage: Eukaryota; Viridiplantae; Streptophyta; Magnoliopsida; Gentianales; Rubiaceae. The record is from the annotation of a GenBank genome assembly.
AUGGCAGCAUGGUUUUUCUGCUUCUUCUUCUUACUCCUCAUUCCUUUAGUUGUCAUUUUUAAUCACCAAAAAACCCAGAAAACGAAAAGUAUCCAUCGUCCACCUGGCCCUCCAGGCUUGCCGUUCAUUGGGAACUUUCAUCAAUUUGAUAGUGCAAAGCCUCAUGAAUUCUUGAGCAAACUUUCCAACAAAUACGGCCCUCUAAUGUCUUUGAAGCUUGGAAAGGUGCGAGUUCUGGUAAUUUCUUCGGCGAAAAUGGCGAAAGAAGCCCUAAAAACCCAUGAUCUCACAUUCUCUGGGAGGCCACCGCUCAUUGUUUUGCAAAAAGUUUCUUACAAUGGUUUAGACAUUGUUUUUGCACCUUAUGGUGAGUAUUGGAGAGAGAUGAAAAAGAUUAGUCUUCUUCAUCUCUUUACUAUGAAAAGGGUUCAAUCAUUUCGUCCCAUUCUUGAUGAUGAAGUUUCCCUCUUGAUCAAGGAAAUCUUCGAUCUGACCUCUUCAUCUCAAGUUAUCAACUUGAGUUUAAUGACAUUGAAUCUAACCAGCAGUUACAUAUGUCGUAUAGCUUUCGGGAAGAAAUAUGAUAAAGAAGAUCAAGAGAAGAAGAGGUUUGAUCAUUUGUUACAGGAAACUCAAUCCAUACAUGGGGAUUUUUACUUCUCUGAUUAUUUGCCUUCUUUAGGAUGGAUUGAUAAGGUUCUAGGCAAGAUUGCUCGUUUGGACAAAAAUUGUAGGAACCUGGAUUUGUUCUACCAAGAGCUCAUUGAAGAGCACCUCAGCUCAAAUAGGCCAGAUACGAUGAAGAAUGAUAUUCUUGAUCUCUUGAUUCAGAUCAAAGAAGAAAAAAUCUCACAUUUGGAUCUUAGUUGGGACCAUAUCAAGGCAGUUCUCAUGAAUGUAUUUAUAGCUGGAUCAGACACAAGUUCCGCGUUAAUUGUAUGGGCUAUGACUGCUUUGAUGCAAUCUCCUUCAAUUAUGAAGAGGGUUCAAGCUGAAGUUAGAGACAUGGUAGAAAAGAAAGGAGGCAAAUGGGAAGAAGUACUCCAAGAACUUCCUUAUUUGGAUGCAGUAAUAAAAGAGACUCUAAGAUUGUAUCCUCCAACACCUCUUCUUCUGCCUAGAGAAACUCUAGAUUAUUGCAACAUAGAAGGAUUUGAUAUCGAACCUAAAACAAUGGUUUUCAUCAAUGCAUGGGCUAUUGCUAGAGAUCCCACAAAUUGGCAAAAUCCAACACAGUUCAUUCCGGACAGAUUUCUCAACAGUAAUGUUGAUGUCAAAGGAAGUGAUUUUGAACUUAUUCCAUUUGGAACUGGAAGAAGGCGUUGUCCUGGCAUCUCCCUUGGGCUAUCAACUACAAAAGUUACACUUGCCAAACUUCUUUAUUCCUUCAAUUGGGAAUUGCCUCCUGGAAUGAAAGCAGAAGAUAUUGAUACUGAUGGAUUACCAGGAGCAACCAUGCACAAGAGAAUCCCCUUGUGCCUUUUGGCAAAAAAAUAUGCUUAG